Messenger RNA from Pseudozyma hubeiensis SY62, 1092 nucleotides. RefSeq lists its product as hypothetical. The record is from RefSeq and is a predicted model, not a curated record. The transcript has a single exon. Lineage: Eukaryota; Fungi; Basidiomycota; Ustilaginomycetes; Ustilaginales; Ustilaginaceae. Gene Ontology annotation, molecular function: oxidoreductase activity, acting on the CH-CH group of donors, NAD or NADP as acceptor. The coding region runs from base 1 to 1092 and encodes 363 amino acids.
AUGUCGUUCUCAAUCCCGUCCCAGCAAACUCAGAUCGUGCUGCGCGAGCGGCCCACAGCCGCCAUCAAGGACAGUCUCGGCGCCGCUGACUCCACCUACGAGAAGCGCACCGUUCCCGUCGCCAAGGAAUCCGAACUCAAGGAUGGCGAAGUGCUCGUUCGCGUGGAGUACGUCUCGCUCGACCCCGCCAUGCGCGGAUGGCUGCGCGAUGCACGUUCCUACCUGCCACCCGUACAGAUCGGCGAGGUGAUGCGCGCAGGUGGUGUUGGUGUUGUUGUGGCAUCCAAGUUCCCCGGUCUCAGCAAGGGUGACGAGGUCAGUGGUACGUUGGGGUGGCAGCAAUACGCUCAAGUUCCCGGAAAGAGCGUCGAGAAGCGAACUGUCCGCGAAGGAGGCUCCCUGCUCGACUACCUGGGACCUUUGGGCUCGUCUGGCCAGACCGCUUACUGGGGUAUCUUUGACGUCGCUGCUAUCAAGGAGGGUGAUGUAGUGGUUGUCACUGGUGCCGCUGGAUCGGUUGGAAGCAUCGCUGUUCAGCUCGCAAAGUUGAAGGGGUGCAAAGUCAUCGCUGUCGCUGGUGCCGAUGACAAGUGCGAGUGGCUCAAAUCUUCGCUCGGCGCAGACGAGGCUCUCAACUACAAACAUCCCGACUUCAAAAAGACCUACCGAGAGCUCGUUACCAAAAAGUACGGCUACAUCGACGCUAUCUUCGAAAACGUCGGCGGCGACAUCCUCGACAUGUCCUUGCUCUGCAUGAAGCCGCACGCUCGCAUCGCCUUGUGCGGUGCCAUCUCGGACUACAACAACCCCAAACCCAACGGCCUGAAGAACUACCAGACCAUCAUCGCCAUGCGCAUCAAGUUGCAAGGCUUCAUCGUGUUCGACUACCUCAAGCGCUACGGAGAGGCCGAGGACAACAUGGUCAAGUGGAUGAACGAGGGCAAGCUGGCGAGGAAGUUCCACGUCGUGGGUGAGGACUUGGAUGGCAAAGCGAGGGAGCAGGGAAAGAGCUUGGAGCAGUGUCCCAAAGCUCUCAAUGAUCUGUUCGCCGGUAAGAACGUUGGAAAGAUGGUGGUCAAGGUCGCUCCUUGA